Messenger RNA from Pimephales promelas (fathead minnow), 2523 nucleotides. The record is from RefSeq and is a predicted model, not a curated record. Lineage: Eukaryota; Metazoa; Chordata; Actinopteri; Cypriniformes; Leuciscidae.
GACAUCCGGCAUUCCGCAAGAAAAUCAGAAGAAAGCCAGCGUUGGGCACGAGUUGGUGAGAGAUGAGAUCACCCAUACCGGACGGAUUAGAAUAGGUAUUAACGUUACGCCCUUAUUAACACAUUCAGGCUUUGCUUUCGUUUGACUAUUAAACAGUGGCCACAUGUUGACAAGAUCGGACGGACCAGAGGUAGGUUUUGAUGGACUCUUGAUCUGGCUAAGUGGACGGAGUGAUCUGUUAAAGGGAAUCUCAUAUCUGACUCAUCUAACACUGCGACUUCACCAGAUCAAAGCGUUUCUGCACUCACCAACGAUUCCAUCCUCAAGACCUUCUAACACAGUGAAGGAUGAAUCACCUGUCAUUGAGUGAGCUGUGUUGCCUUUUCUGCUGUCCACCGUGCCCGAGCAGAAUAGCCUCCAAGCUGGCCUUCCUUCCUCCGGAGCCCACUUACACCCUCAUAUGUGACGAGAGCGGCAGCCGCUGGACUCUCCACCUUUCUGAGCGUGCGGAUUGGCAGUACUCUGCCCGGGAGAAGGAUGCCAUUGAGUGUUUCAUGACCCGGACAUCUAGAGGGAACCGAAUCGCCUGUAUGUUUGUGCGAUGUUCUCCCAACGCUCGCUACACCUUGUUGUUUUCCCAUGGUAAUGCUGUAGACUUGGGUCAGAUGAGUAGCUUCUACAUCGGCUUGGGCUCCCGCAUCAACUGUAACGUGUUCUCCUAUGACUACUCUGGUUAUGGGGCAAGCUCAGGGAAGCCUUCAGAGAAGAAUUUGUAUGCUGAUGUGGACGCUGCCUGGCAUGCACUAAGAACAAGGUACGGGAUCAGGCCAGAGCAUGUGAUCAUUUACGGCCAGAGCAUCGGUACAGUUCCUUCGGUGGAUCUGGCCUCUCGGUACGAGAGCGCUGCCGUCGUCCUUCACUCCCCUCUCACCUCAGGCAUGCGGGUGGCUUUUCCUGACACAAAGAAAACGUACUGCUUCGAUGCAUUCCCCAACAUUGAUAAAAUCUCUAAAGUCACGUCUCCGGUACUGGUGAUCCACGGGACGGAGGACGAGGUGAUAGAUUUUUCCCAUGGGCUGGCCUUGUACGAGCGCUGCCAGCGGCCCGUGGAGCCGCUCUGGGUGGAGGGUGCGGGACACAACGACGUAGAGCUGUAUGGACAGUACCUAGAGCGCUUGAAACAGUUUGUGGCUCAUGAACUUGUAAACUUAUAAAUGGACCUCAAGAUUAGGACUCACCUUGCCCAGAUGGGAGCUGUGAACAUUACUGGAGGGGGGAGGUUUUCUCACCAUUUUUUUUUUUUUUGUUUUAUUUUGGUUAUUUACUUAAGGUGCAGUUCUCCACGCUAUAUAGAAAAUGGGGAGCAGUGUCCUUGCUGCCUUUCUUAGGGGUGUGUUCGUUCGUGUAAAUGUACUUCUACAGGUGUGAGCGAGGGGUCUGAUGUUUUGGAGACCCGACUGUAAAUGUGUCUUGAUGCCAUGUUGUAAAGAAUCAAACCCAUUCCAUUUAAAUCAAGUUUUUGUUUUGCUGUAUGCAUGUUAUAAUAUCAUGUAAUGGAGUACUGUACAAACGCAGCAUUCUGACAUAAACAAUUGCCAUACAGGGGAUGCCAAAUACUCAGAAUAUUAAACUUUGAUACAUUACUUUGUAUAUACAUGUUUCAAAAAAAUCUCUGCUUAAGUACGUGUUCUCACACUCGUCUAUGUUUCAUUUGUCUUAGACCUUGAAAGCAAUGCUGGACAAUAUGACAGUAAUAUGUUUUAACUGUCAAAUAAAAAAAUAGAUUUUUCAAAUAAAUAAACACUUGAAUAUUGUGGCUUGCAAUAGCCCAAAUCAAACACAUAUUGUGCUUAAACUGUGCAUAUGCCAAUAUGCUUUUUCAUAUUAGUAACAGACUUUUUUUAAAUGAAAAUAAUAUGUUUGAUUACACAUAAAGAACUUAAGACUUGAUUGCAUUGAAUUGUCUUUUAUUCAAAAAGUCUUGUCUCAGAAGAAACCCAUAUAAAGAAAUGCACACUUUUUGUUUUGUUGUUAUUGCUUUCAGCCAUGAUAAGGCUGUUAUUCUGGACCGGUGCUGAAUUUACACAGCAACAUUUCGUUUCUCUUUGGGGGGCUAUAUGGAUAUUGAACAAUGAUCUUCUCUAAUGUAAAAGAGGACUGUCAGCCUGUUCCACUUUGAGAAGAAUUUUCAUUUGGAUGGAGUUUUUAUUUUUUUAUUUCCUGAUAGAAUGGCUAUUAUAAAAACUGGUGAUAAUGCUGUUAUUACCCACGAAAAUUGAUUUAUUAUAUCACAAAUGUCACAGAAGAGAUUUUUACUGGUCAGACUGAAGUACAUAGUGACAUGCUUCAAUCUUCCCAGACAUGUUGUUUUUGUUCAUGUAAACAUCCAUUGUAAGAAGAAGAUUGCUAUACUGUAUGUAAUUAUGAUCUUGAAAUAGCUAUAAUACAAAAUGAAAAUAAAUUGGAAAUAAACAUGUAUUUCAGAUAGUAGAGAACUAAAAGUAUUAAAAGCCUUGUCCUAAC